Molecule: messenger RNA, 6887 nt
Organism: Chinchilla lanigera (long-tailed chinchilla)
Lineage: Eukaryota; Metazoa; Chordata; Mammalia; Rodentia; Chinchillidae
Gene: Mapkbp1
Product: mitogen-activated protein kinase binding protein 1
Exons: 30
Coding region: 386-4903 (1505 amino acids)
Molecular function (GO): protein binding
Source: RefSeq, a predicted model, not a curated record
GGGACCAGACUGGCCACCACCCCUACUACAGCCCAUCCCAUCUCUAGUUAAACGCCUCUUAGAGGCGUGGGCCUGGCAUUUCUUUGCGGCUCAGAAUUUUUCCCUAUGGCUCAGGAUUCUCUCCACCUUUUUCACUGAUCUGGCCUUCCCACAUUGUAAGAAAACUCUCAAGACUUGAAAGGAUGAGGGAGAAAGAGAGAGCAAUACCUAGAGGUCAAAGCUGCAGACUCAGAUAGGUACGAAACACCUACUGUGAUGCUAAGGUGGCCUCUGCCAUCGCAGGCCAGUGAAAGGGUGGAUUGGAAGGCCCUGUGGAGUGGGAAGGAAGUGCCAUUCUUGAACCCAAGACCGCUUAAAGGACUGUCCCAAGGGGCUGCUUAUCGUGAUGGCUGUGGAAGGAUCAACCAUUACCAGCCGGAUUAAGAACCUGCUGCGAUCCCCAUCCAUCAAACUACGCAGGAGUAAGGCAGGAAACCGGCGAGAGGACCUCAGCUCCAAGGUAACCUUGGAGAAGGUGCUGGGAAUAACAGUGUCUGGAGGCAGAGGACUUGCCUGUGAUCCUCGCUCAGGGUUAGUUGCCUACCCUGCUGGGUGUGUGGUUGUGCUGUUCAAUCCCCGGAAACACAAACAGCACCACAUCCUCAACAGUUCCAGGAAAACCAUCACUGCCCUGGCCUUCUCCCCGGAUGGCAAGUACUUAGUUACGGGAGAGAGUGGUCACAUGCCUGCUGUGCGGGUGUGGGAUGUGGCUGAGCACAGCCAAGUGGCAGAGCUACAAGAGCACAAGUAUGGUGUGGCUUGUGUGGCCUUCUCCCCCAGUGCGAAGUACAUCGUCUCAGUGGGCUACCAGCAUGAUAUGAUUGUCAAUGUGUGGGCCUGGAAGAAAAACAUUGUGGUGGCCUCCAACAAAGUGUCCAGUCGGGUGACAGCAGUGUCCUUUUCUGAAGAUUGCAGCUACUUUGUCACUGCAGGAAACCGGCACAUCAAAUUCUGGUACCUUGAUGACAGCAAGACCUCAAAGGUGAAUGCCACCGUGCCCCUGCUGGGCCGCUCGGGGCUGCUGGGGGAGCUGCGGAAUAACCUGUUCACCGACGUGGCUUGUGGCCGAGGAAAGAAGGCAGACAGCACCUUCUGCAUCACGUCCUCUGGGCUGCUAUGCGAGUUCAGUGAUCGCAGGCUUUUGGACAAAUGGGUGGAGCUGAGAACCACAGUGGCCCACUGCAUCUCUGUGAGCCAGGACUACAUCUUCUGCGGCUGUGCUGAUGGCACUGUGCGCCUUUUCAACCCCUCUAACCUGCACUUCCUCAGCACCCUUCCCAGACCCCAUGCCCUGGGGACAGACAUUGCUGGUGUCACCGAGGCCAGUCGCCUCUUCUCUGCAGGCGCCAAUGCCAAGUAUCCAGAUACCAUUGCCUUGACCUUUGAUCCGACUAAUCAGUGGCUGUCCUGUGUGUACAACGACCACAGCAUCUAUGUUUGGGAUGUGAGGGACCCCAAGAAAGUGGGCAAGGUGUAUUCGGCUCUGUAUCAUUCCUCCUGUGUCUGGAGUGUGGAGGUCUACCCUGAGGUGAAGGACAGUAACCAGGCCUGCCUGCCCCCCAGUUCUUUCAUUACCUGUUCCUCAGACAACACCAUCCGCCUGUGGAACACAGAGAGCUCUGGGAUACAUUGCUCCACGCUGCACCGGAACAUCCUCAGCAAUGAUCUCAUUAAGAUAAUCUAUGUGGAUGGGAACACUCAGGCCCUUCUGGACACUGAGCUAUCGGGAGGAGACAAAGCUGACGGGUCCCUGAUGGAUCCCCGCAUGGGCAUCCGCUCUCUGUGUAUCAGCCCCAAUGGGCAGCAUCUAGCUUCAGGAGACCGGAUGGGCACCCUUAGGGUACAUGAACUGCAGUCCCUGAGUGAGAUGCUGAAGGUGGACGCCCAUGACUCAGAGAUCCUGUGCCUGGAGUACUCUAAGCCGGACACAGGUCUGAAGCUGUUAGCAUCGGCGAGCCGAGACCGGCUGAUCCAUGUCCUGGAUGCUGGGCGGGAAUACAGCCUGCAGCAGACUCUGGAUGAACACUCAUCCUCCAUCACGGCUGUCAAGUUUGCAGCCAGCGAUGGGCAAGUGCGCAUGAUCAGCUGUGGAGCAGACAAGAGCAUCUACUUCCGCACUGCACAGAAGCAGUGUGGAGAUGGAGUACAGUUUACUCGGACACACCACGUGGUGCGGAAGACAACCCUCUAUGACAUGGACGUGGAGCCCAGCUGGAAGUACACAGCCAUCGGCUGUCAGGACCGGAAUAUUCGGAUCUUUAACAUCAGUAGUGGGAAGCAGAAAAAGCUGUUUAAAGGGUCACAGGGUGAGGAUGGCACACUCAUUAAGGUGCAGACAGACCCCUCAGGGAUCUACAUUGCCACCAGCUGCUCCGACAAGAACCUCUCCAUUUUUGACUUCUCCUCAGGCGAGUGUGUGGCCACCAUGUUUGGCCACUCAGAGAUCGUCACUGGCAUGAAAUUCAGUAAUGACUGCAAACAUCUCAUCUCUGUGUCCGGGGACAGCUGCAUCUUUGUGUGGCGCCUGAGCUCCGAGAUGACCAUUAGCAUGAGGCAGCGUCUGGCUGAGCUGCGCCAGCGUCAGAGAGGGGGCAAGCAGCAGGACCCAUCCCCUCCUCAGAGGGCUUCUGGACUCAGCCGGCCCCAGCCCCCAGUGGUGCUUUCUUCUGGACCAGCUCUCUCAUCAGACAGUGACAAGGAGGGAGAAGAUGAAGGUACUGAAGAGGAAGAAUUGCCAGCUCUGCCUGUCCUUGCCAAGAUGACCAAGAAAGAACUAGCCUCAGGCCCCAGCCCAACCCUGCCCCGAAGCCUGUCCCACUGGGAGAUGAGUCAGGCCCAGGAGACAGCAGAAUUCCUGGACCCAGCUCCAGCAGCCAAUUCAGGACCCAGAAGAAGGGGACGCUGGGCUCAACCAGGUGUGCCGUUGAGUGUUCGCUCCAUGCUAGACCUGCGACAGCUAGAAACCCUGGCCCCACCCCUUCGGGGGUCCAACCAGGACUCAUUGGCCAUGCCCCCGUCUGGACCUGGGAAAGAUGGUCAGCAGGUCCCUGAGGCCUCGUGUGCUAGCCAGAAUGAAAAGUCUCGGCUUCAGGCUUCCCAACCCUGUUCCUGCCCCCACAUUAUCCAGUUGUUGUCACAAGAGGAAGGGGUCUUUGCCCAAGAUUUGGAGCCUGCACCCAUUGAAGAUGGAAUUUUGUACCCGGAGCCUAGUGACAGCCCCACUAUGGAUACCAGCAGUGAGUUCCAGGUGCAGGCCCUGACCCGAGGAACCCGGGGACGAGUGUACCCAGGCAGCAGGGGCUCAGAAAAGCACAGCCCGGAUAGUGCCUGCUCCGUGGAUUACAGCAGCAGCCGCCUUUCCAGCCCCGAGCACCCCAAUGAAGACUCUGAGAGCACGGAGCCCCUGAGUGUGGAUGGCAUCUCCUCAGACCUGGAAGAACCAGCUGAGGGUGAUGAAGAGGAGGAAGAAGAGGAGGGAGGCACUGGCCUCUAUGCGCUCCAGGAAGGCAGCCCCCAUACCCCGGAUCAGGAGCAGUUCCUAAAACAGCACUUUGAGACUCUGGCCAAUGGGGCUGCUCCAGGAGGCCUGGUGCGGAUCACAGAGAGGACAGAGUCUCGGAGCAUCUCUUCACGAUUCCUUUUGCAAGUGCAGACACCCCCACUCAGGGAACCAUCCCCAUCUUCUUCAAGCCUGGCAGUGGUGUUGAGACCUGUUCAGGUGCCACAGGCAUCUGGUGACCAGCUGAGAGGCAGUGGUGCCAGUCCCCUGGAAGCACCCCUGGAGGUGGACACAUCCCCUGGUUCCCGUGAGGCAGCUUCCAUACUGCUGCCCCGCCGCCGUCACAACCUGGACAGCAGCUGGGUCCCCAAGAAAGUGGCCACGGCCAGCCCCUUGGCUGGACUCCGGAAAGCCCAAUCUGUGCACAGUCUGAUGCCACAGGGUGCGGAGCCUGACGAGGUACCUGCAUCGGGCCCCCUGCUCUCACAGGAGAUGGAGACCCAGGAGGGCCUGGGCUCCCUACCCAAGGCUGAUGGACGUCCAUCUCGGCCCUGCUCCUUCCAGAGCCCCACCACCAGUUCUGUGGCCAAGAUUGCCCGCAGUAUUUCUGUUGGGGAGAACUUGGGCCUAGCAGCUGAACCUCAAGCUCCUGCCCCACUCCGAGUCUCACCACUCAGCAAGCUGACUCUGCCUGGCCGGGCUCACCUAGUCCUGGACAUCCCCAAACCACUGCCUGACCGCCCUACCCUGGCCACAUUCUCACCUGUAACCAAGGGCCGGGCCCCUGGUGACACGGAACAGCCCUGCUCCCAAGCAGGCUUAGGAAAGGGUCGCAGUCCAGCUGAGAGGCAGGCCUGUGUGGGGGCGGGUACCAUUCCCAAGGCUAGGACAGAGUACCAGGCUCAUCUUGGGCCCAACAGCCCUGGUGCCCAGCGACUGCCAAUCAGCAGCCUCCUCCGAGGCCCUGAGAACUUCCAGCCCCCACCCCCUGAGAAGACUCCCAACCCCUUGGAAUGCACCAGGCCAGGGUCAUCCCUGAGCCAAGACUCAGAACCAGCCAUGAGCCUGGAGCAGUGUGAACAACUUGUGGCCGAGCUGCGUGGGAAAUUGCGCCAGGCUGUGGGGCUGUACCACUUGGUGGCAAGCUGCAAGACACCCUCAGCAGAACAGAGUCGAAUCACUCAGCUCCUCAGGGACACUUUCUCUUCCGUGCGGCAGGAGCUAGAGGCCCUGGCGGGGACUGCGCUGUCCAGCCCAGGCAGCAGCCCUGGGGCUGUAGGAGCUGAGCAAACACAGGCCCUGCUGGAGCAGUACUCGGAGCUGUUGCUUCGAGCCGUGGAGCGGCGCAUGGAACGCAAACUCUGAGCUCCAGAGCCUGUCCCACGUGAAUGCUCCCCAUUCCAAACUGUGGUUCCUCCUCUACUCAUUAUGACCUGUGGGAUGCUUGGAGUGGAUGGAGGGACCAGCACUCACCCGGAAGCAGCUUUCCCAGCUGCUCCUCAUGGGGCCCUGUAUUUAUUAAUUUAUUUCCCUGACUGUGCCCUCACUUCCUUGGAACUCCUGCCUCCACAGCCCCUGCAGUGGCUCCUGGCAGGCAGAGGUCUUGAGUCUUUGUCAUCUUGGUGCUGUGAAGGGUAGGAGGGCAGCCUGCCCCGUCUAAUGGACGCUGGGAAGGGCUGGCCCUCUCUGCUUAGAAGCCAUUUGAAAUUACUUCAGGGAUCAGCUCACACACAGGGUACUCCAUGGGUAGAGGCGGGCGGGGACACGGUACUCAGUGCCACCAGCCAACAGUGUGCUCCUCUCCUCCCACUCCCCUCCCACACCAGCUGUACACUGCUGGCUCCCAGAGCAGGGCUUACUUCUCCCAGCUUCUGGCAGCACACAGAGGUAUAGCAUCCCAGCCCUCAGGAGACAGUUGGUAUCAGGACCUGAGCCCCCCACAUUCCACUCCUUUCAACUCCCAAGAGCUCCUCCCCUCCUGGCUAGAGCGCGUGGAGCCAGCUGUAGGAUGUUGCUGCAGGACAGUAAAGCCCUCUGCUGGGCAGACACACAGCCCUGGCCUCCUUUCCUCAGCCCCUUAGCCUGCCUUAUCCUCCUGCCCUGGUCCCCAGUGGCCUGUGGAAGCCCAAGGGCUCCUGCCUUCUCACUGCAUCCCAGAUGUUGUGGUCAGAAGCUUGUGGACUUUCCCUCGUGGUUUACAGGGCGCCAGUCAACCUUCGGAGGACCUUGGCCAAUGAUGAAACCAGCCCCCCUCCCACUCCACACACGUGUGUGCCCCUCACUGGAGUAUUUGGCUGGCUCAUGCGUGCCUGGGUGCCUCUCACAUUCUGCCUCAGCUUCACCGCCCUGGUUUAUGUGGAACUCAUAUCAAGAAGCAUGAAAAGGAAUGAAACGCACAACACAAAACAUUGAUUCUCGGUGUCCACACCCCAGCUGCGAGGUGGCCCAUGAACACCUACCUGGUCCUGGUAGAAUGAAUCUCCACAGAAGCAGUGCUGGGAGUAAGGGAGGCGCAGGGGCCGAGAGACACACUGGACAGUGGCAGGUGGCACAGGGAAGUGGCAGAGGUGGGGGGCAGAUUAGCAUUAGAGGGGCAGGUGUUAGGGAUGAAGGGAAGGACAGAGCAUAGGCCCGCAGGGUAGGACCAGGCAGUUAGAUGGUGCAAAGUCGGUGAAGAACGUGUCUCUGGGCCCCCUGCUUCCCUCUUCCCCAGACAACAGGACCAGUGUGACCACGGGUUCAGGCCAUAAAAGCCGGCGCACACGUGGCGCACACGUGGGCAGCACUGCAGGUAGAUGCUAUAAAGAAACUGGGUCCUGGAGAGUGGCCCGAGCAGGGCAAAACCUGUCUCUGCUACCACCACCUACAUGGCCAAACUCAAAUCCUGGACCCCAAGAACUCUUGGAGCCGGGAGUGGACCCCUGGCAGUGCUGCAGCUGGCCAUCUGGGGGUUAGAGCUCCCCACCAGCCACAACCCACCACAGCUAGGCGCCGGCUUGGCUUCUCCGGGCCAGGUGGAUCCUCAGCCAGCCUGUCCACGAGGCGAGCGCGACAUUCCCGCCGCAGUUCGUGAGAAGGCAGCCGCCCUUUCCUUGCCCUCUGCCAGGGGCGGGUGGGGGCCUGUGGCCGGCGCCACGUCCCUUCGUGCAUGUCUAAGGUCGCUGGCCGCCACUGCCCCGCUCCGUCGACUCGCCCCACCCCAGUUUUGAGAUCCCCUUAUUUAUAACUUUUAUACUUUAUCCGGACCGUGGCGCUUGUCUCCUCUCCGGCUGCACCGGGUGGGGAGUGUUUUUAACGUGUCCGUUUGUAUUGCUGUUUGAACUUGUCAAUAAACACAAUCAUUUGUUAA